AUGGGCGUUGUGAUGAGUUUGUUUGAUGGACUUUUUGCCAAAAAGGACGCGACGAUCUUGAUGGUGGGCCUCGACGCAGCAGGGAAGACGACCAUCCUGUGGAAGCUCAAGCUCAACGAGGUGCAGCAGACAGUGCCGACGCUCGGCUUCAACGUGCAGACAGUCGAGUACAAAAACGUGAAAUUUCAUCUGUGGGACGUGGGUGGCCAGAAAGUUCUGCGGACGUUGUGGAAGCACUACUACGAGGGAGCCAACGCCAUCAUUUUUGUCAUCGACAGCAACGACAGGGACCGAGUCCGGGAGGCGCGGCAGGAGCUGGAGAAACUUCUUCAGGAGCCGCUUCUUGGAAAGGCGACUGUCCUUGUACUGUGCAACAAGCAAGACCUGCCACACCGCCUGACACCUGCGGAACUGGUGGAGCAGCUCGGCUUCCGCGACCAUAGCGCGGCCGGUCUGGGGCCAGCGAUGCGCGACCGCCAGUGGUAUGUGCAGGGCUGCUGCGCGCACACGGGUGACGGUCUGUUUGAGGGCCUCGACUGGCUCUGUAGUCACCUGCCAGAUGCUGUGUGA
Trypanosoma grayi is the source of this 570-nucleotide messenger RNA. RefSeq names its product ADP-ribosylation factor. The transcript has a single exon. Gene Ontology annotation, biological process: vesicle-mediated transport; intracellular protein transport. NCBI's taxonomy places the organism in Eukaryota, Euglenozoa, Kinetoplastea, Trypanosomatida, Trypanosomatidae. The coding region runs from base 1 to 570 and encodes 189 amino acids. Gene Ontology annotation, molecular function: GTP binding; GTPase activity. Gene Ontology annotation, cellular component: cytoplasm. The record is from RefSeq and is a predicted model, not a curated record.